GGGCUUACUGCUUCCUUCGAAGCCCAGGGUGGUGUGCAUUGUAGGCUUGGCCGCCCAUUUCGAUAUGCUUUCUUCACGUGGCAAUAAUACGGUAUCAAGCAUCGUUCUAUAUAGCUAUCUCGUUCCUUCUCGCGCAAGUCCUGAGACUUCGUCUUGCCUUCUGAACCAUCGCAGGCUAGUCUACUUCCAUCUGGUCUUCGUGUGGCCUUGAGUAUAGAGCAGGCCCUACCACUUCUGUCGAAAGCAAAGAAAGGAAUCACCGCAACCAUGGACGCUAUAGUGCAAGCCAUCCUUAACCUCAGCCGACUGGAGGUCAAGUUGAUCAGGAUCAGCGACCAGAAGCCAAACUCUUUCGUGAUGGAGCUCGAAGCACGCGUGGUCAGAACUGGCCCCAUCAGCGCGGUGCUGAUGCCCAUGAAAGUCGACAUGGUCGGGCCAAAAGGCACGUUUGGCGUCGCCCAGCUUCCGGAGAUCAAGACGAAUCCGUCUGGUACGGACGUGCAUGUUCCGCCACAGACGAUUGAUAUCGUCAACCACGAGGCGUUCGAGGCGUUCGUCAAGUCCAUCACCCUCGACGAACAGAUCGUGCUCCGGCUCGACAACGGAAAGGGCAAGAUCAAAGCGCUCUUCAUGACGGCCAACAUCAACUACGUCAAGGAUGUCGACAUCCCGGGCAUGAACGGCGCCAAGAUUGAGAUCGUGAAGACGGUGCCGCAGCCGGACGGCACCUUCAAGAACACGAUCAAGGUCAUCAACCCGUCGCCGUUGGAGAUCGACGUGCCGUACAACACCUUCCACUUCGUCGAUGAGACGGGUACCGUCUUCGCUGAGCAGAAGGGUAAGCUCUACAUCACGCGCGGUGACUCGUACCACGAAGUCACCGGCACGGUCAAAGCGAAGAAUCCAAAGGGGGAAAUCCACCUUGUUGGGGUCUCGGUGGACCAAGACAGCUGGAUGAAGGUCACAAUCACUUACUUCGAUUCGGUCGUCACUCUGCCGCCCGAGAUGGUUAGCUUGACGUCUUAGGGGGGCUUUUUUUUUCCUCCCCCUCUCUUUUCCUUGGCUUGCUGACUGGUCGGUUCUGGGAGACUCAUGCAGCGUUGUUCGUGGGGCUUGGGGUUUAUUGAUGGUGAUUGACAAAUGGGCAGACGGUCAGGCUACAGGUUACAACAGACAGGUUAGGCUCAGAUAUAUACGUCUCCUUGGAAAUACAGUCUCCCAUGU
This is a messenger RNA of Verruconis gallopava, 1224 nucleotides long. RefSeq lists its product as uncharacterized. NCBI's taxonomy places the organism in Eukaryota, Fungi, Ascomycota, Dothideomycetes, Venturiales, Sympoventuriaceae. The transcript is spliced from 2 exons. The record is from RefSeq and is a predicted model, not a curated record. The coding region runs from base 268 to 1026 and encodes 252 amino acids.